AUGGAAACUCUUCUUGUUGUGGCGGAGCCUAAGAACCAGUACUACAACCGGGUCAAGCCACACGGGCCUGCCCGAUACGGCCCGUCACCUUCGAAGGACUUCAGAGCGAUCAAUUGCCGAACUUUCCAAUCCGGCACAGGUAUACUCCCUACCCCAUCGAAGAAUUGCUCUACUCCUGUGUCCAAACGAGUAUGCUCUUCUUCUUCUAAGAUAACUACACCUAGUCCAAACAAGACACCUACUCCUAGUGUAGGUUCACAGUCUGAUAGUAAAACACUUGGUAAAAGCACCCCAAUUGCUAUCAAUGUCAAAAGCUCGAAGAAAGAAAAGCCUUUUAAUGGAAGUUUUUCAUUUUCUGAGCUCUGGGCUGGCCCUGCUUACUCCAACUCUCCCCCACCUAGCUCUCUGCCAAUACCCAAGUUUUCAAUCCGACCCAAGAGAACCGUGUCGCUUGAAUUGCCAAGCUCAGCUUCUGAUAUGGAAAUGCACCCAACUCACCCAAUUGCCAAGUCUGCACCUGCAUCCCCAACUAGGGAGCAUAGCUCUUCUGCAAGAGACCUCUUUCAUAAUGCUGACUCUGCGACCAGGACUCUGCGUCGCAUUCUGAAUCUUGAUGUUGACGAUGAAUGA
This is a messenger RNA of Prunus armeniaca (apricot), 630 nucleotides long. NCBI's taxonomy places the organism in Eukaryota, Viridiplantae, Streptophyta, Magnoliopsida, Rosales, Rosaceae. The record is from the annotation of a GenBank genome assembly.